AUGGUGAAUGUAUAUGAUCCUUGUUAUUUUCCAUUUUUUAGCUUACCGGAUAAAAUAAUCUAUGAUAUCUUUAAUUUCUUAUACGGAACUGACCUAGCUAAGCUUUGCUUGGUAUCCUCUCAGUUCAAUCAUUGGAUAUUUGCUCGAAAUCAACUUGCGUGGAAAGAUGCGAUCUAUUCUGAAUUAAGUACAAAUCCAGUCUUGAUAAGCCAAGAAAGUUAUCGAGAUUUUUAUAAGAGAGCCUAUUUAGGAUUAUAUCGGUGUAUAAUCGAUAAAGUUUCAGAACGUAAAAAGUUGGGUAUGGAACAGAAACGGAGUAGUGAAGAUACGCCCAAAUGUGUUUGGAGAAGCUCUUUUCUAGUUGAGAAAGAAUAUUCAUAUGGCCAUUACUUAAAGCAAGAGAAAACACAACAAAACUCAUCAUGCAUACGUGCUAAUCUAGAUCGACAAGAUCGUUUACGCCGCUAUUUGUGUACUGCAGCAAAACAUGGUUACGAAGUUUGGGCAGCUACAUUAUGCCAUCAAGGGGCUAAUAUUUGUGGCCUCUAUUUUACUCUUGGUCGUAUUCAUUUUGAUAACUAUGAAGAUUAUUUCUUGUGUCCAUUAUACUUUGCUACACUUGAAAAUAAUGAAAGAAUGAUUCAAAAAAUUAUAGAAUUAGGAAUUCGUUAUCAAUCGCCAAAUCCAUACUAUAUAUUGCCAUCGAAUGAUGCUAGUUUCGCAGAAGAAAAUGCAUCGGGUGAUUAUGUGACUUUUUCACUACAUUUUUCAGAUCUACAAGAAAUGAUUUGUAAAGUAUUAAUAUGCAUAAAUGAUAAUGCUGCCUUAUUGGAGGCAUUUUUAAAUUCCUUGGAUUUACCAUCAAUUCAUCAAGCUGCAAUCUAUCAAAAUAUCGAUGAAUUCAGUAGAUUUUUCGACUAUAGUAGAAAUUCUGAUCUUAAUGACAUGGAUCAUUAUAAUAUGACGCCUAUAGUGUAUUGCAUAUUGCUAAAUCGAAAAGAUAUUGUUCGGUACAUUUACAACUCAAGGACAGACAUCAUUGUUGGUCGUCGCUUAGCCGAAUCUAUUAAAACAGUAUCAAGUAGUAUUCCAUAUGAUAUGUUAAAAAUUAUACGAGAACAUGACAAUAAAUGCUAUAAAGCUGUGGUAUUUGGAAUAUUUGCUGAUGAGAAAGUUUUUACUUCCGACAGAUUUAAAGAUGUACUUAGAUUGAUCUUAAUUGAUCUCGUUGAUGAAGAUGUAUUUUACGCUGCUUUUGACGGAGCUAUUUCCUCUGGAAGCAAUCAACUAAUUAAUUUAUUAAUUUUAGACUUAUUUACUUUUCUACGGUUAUAUAUAACUUCAAUCACUGAUGUACAACGUUUAUUUCAACAAAUUACAAGUAUAAGAAAGAAAGUUAUUGUCAAUCAUGGUGAAACAUUGCUUUGGAAGGCUCUACGCAGUGGACAUCAUGAUUGUUUUCGACUAUUAAUUCUGAAGCGCGUUUCGUUAUCUAAGCUUGCUGAAGGAUAUUCGGGGCUUCAUUCUUUAUGGUGGUUUUCAUCAAAUGUGUUGGCAAUUUUACCUAGCAAUAUGACUGUUACAAGUAAUAUCAGAUACGAACAGUUUCAUCAAUUUCUAUUACAGCUAAGAAACCCAGAUUUGGAUACUAAUGCAAUUGCUAAAACAUUGCUACCUUAUAAAUUUGUAAAAGCAAUUGUAGAUUUACCUAUAUAUAUAUUCCUGGAGCAAUCGCGAACUAUCGAUGCAUGGGCUGCCUGUAAUACCUUUAUAAUUGGAAUAAUGUUAUACAUUAUGUUGUAUGAUUGGAAACGUUCAAUCUUUGCGGAUCAUCAACUACAGAAAAGACUGGAAAAAAUCAGUUACACGCUAUUAGAGAAUUUAUUGUCCCUGCAGAUAAAAUAUUUUAACAUUAACACUCUUGAUAGUAGUUUUGGUGGUCGAGCAACUUUGUUACAUAUUGCAACACAGUUCGACAAUCCAAUGUGGGUAAAUUUAUUAUUACAAGCAGGAGCGAAUAGGCUAAUUGAAGAUAGUCUAUCAAAGAAACCAAUCCAAUAUGUUAAAGAAAGUGAUAAUAAGUGUAGAUACUUACUAGAAAAUUACCAAUCAUGUCCAAGACCUUAA
This is a messenger RNA of Trichoplax adhaerens, 2127 nucleotides long. RefSeq lists its product as uncharacterized. The transcript has a single exon. The coding region runs from base 1 to 2127 and encodes 708 amino acids. The record is from RefSeq and is a predicted model, not a curated record. Gene Ontology annotation, molecular function: protein binding. Gene Ontology annotation, biological process: SCF-dependent proteasomal ubiquitin-dependent protein catabolic process. Gene Ontology annotation, cellular component: SCF ubiquitin ligase complex. Lineage: Eukaryota; Metazoa; Placozoa; Uniplacotomia; Trichoplacea; Trichoplacidae.